UGGAGGGGUUGAGUUAUGUGGAGGCCUUAUCCACUCUGUCCCCCUGCCUUAGUACCAAAUAAGAAGAGAGAGAGAGAGAGCCCCGGUGGAUAACUCCGAAUCCCAUUUAUUCCCCCCCAAUAUAUACUUAUCCUCACCACCACCUCCCUCUUCUCUUCUUAUAUCCUCCCCUUUUCCUUAAUAAGAUAAGAAUAUAUACACAUAAAAUAGCAUUAGAUCAUAGAGAGCUCAAGUGCAUAGUUAAAGAGGAGAGGAGAAAAGGAUCGAGGGAAAGGGCAAAGAGGGAGAAUAAGUAGUUAAUGGAGGUGUCUCUUUUUCCGCAAAGCGAGCAUGGGAUGGCGAAUGAAAUGGUGGCUGACAGCGACGGUGAUGAUAUUGGAUCCAUGUCUUCCUUUUCGGAGGACGAGGAUUCGAGCCGCUCGAAUUCGUCGACGGAGGAGGACGCAACUUCUUCUUCGUUGAAUUCGUCGGCGUCGCCGCCGUCGAGGAUUGAUGAUUUCGAAGAUCAGGGGCCGUUGUGUGAGAUGUCUUCUUUGAUCACUCAACUCCCCUUCAAGAGAGGGCUCUCAAAGCACUUCCAGGGGAAGUCCCAAUCCUUCACCUCCCUAUCCAAUGUGAAGAGCUUGGAGGAUCUUGUGAAGCUGGAGAGGCCGUGUAAGAAGAAGCUCAAAUCAUGCAAAAGCUACUGCAGUGUUUUGGAUGGUCACCACAAGCAAUUAUCUCCCAAGUCCAUUACAAAAAAGCACUCGAGAAGCACUUUUUCUCUACUCGGUCCAAAAAGAAACAGUUUUAAUAGGCCUCCUUUGCCUCCCCACAGAUCCGGAAGCAUGUCUGGUCAAACAUUUUUAUUUAUUUAAAAUAAAAAAAAAAUUGAUAAUUAACUAAUACCUCCUUGUUCUAAUUUUGCUUUUGUUUGUGCACAGGAGUUUUUUUUUUUUUUUUUUUUUUUUUUUUUCCGCUAAAUGUUUUGGGGGAAGUUAUGUAUGUGUUUGCUGAUCUAUUGUUUAUGGAUCAGUUUGCGUAUUUAUCAAUUUAACAAGCUAUUGAGGAUGUGUAAGAUUA
This is a messenger RNA of Ananas comosus (pineapple), 1062 nucleotides long. RefSeq lists its product as uncharacterized. Bases 300 to 857 code for a protein of 185 amino acids. The transcript has 2 exons. The record is from RefSeq and is a predicted model, not a curated record. Lineage: Eukaryota; Viridiplantae; Streptophyta; Magnoliopsida; Poales; Bromeliaceae.